GUUUUCCUCCUUUUGUCUCUUCCUUCUUCCCUCUUUGUCUCCACCCCUUCUUCCUUUCCUCUCCCGGUUGGUAGGCUCGGAAUUAAUUACGAACUACUCUUCCCAGCUUGCUGUUCGCAGGGAGUAGCUGAGAGGCUAGGGCCAAUCCCCCAAAGCCCAGAGUCGACGGGGCUGCUGGGAAGUAGAGUCCAUUUCCUCUCAGCACUGCGAGGCUGGAGGCGUGAAGGAGUCACGUAAACAAACUACAGCUCCCGGCAGCCCCCGCGCGCAACAGGUCAGGGCUAGGCUGCGCCGGGUUCGUGGUGGGGCUGAGGCGGCGGCGGCGGCUACGGCUGGAGGAGCCGGGCUGGAGCCCGCCGCGGAGGCCGUGGCUUGUACUGCGAGGGUGGCGGGGAGGGACGGGAGAGGAAGAUGGCGACGUCGGGGGCGAAUGGGCCUGGCUCGGCCACGACUUCAGCUUCCAAUCCGCGCAAAUUUAGUGAGAAGAUCGCGCUACAGAAGCAGCGUCAGGCCGAGGAGACGGCGGCCUUCGAGGAGGUGAUGAUGGACAUCGGCUCCACCCGGUUACAGGCCCAAAAAUUACGGCUGGCAUACACAAGGAGCUCCCAUUAUGGUGGUUCUCUGCCCAAUGUCAACCAGAUUGGCUGCAGCGUGGCUGAGUUCCAGAGCCCGCUCCACUCGCCUUUGGAUUCAUCAAGGAACACGCGGCACCAUGGGCUGGUGGAACGGGUGCAGCGAGAUGCCCGCAGAAUGGUGUCCCCUCUCCGCCGUUACCCUCGCCAUAUAUCCUUCACAGAAGAUUUGGGGGGUCUGGUCUGGUCCUCUCCACCAUUUUCCUUAACUGGUGCUAUUCACAUUGACAGCUCUCCUUAUAGUCCUGCUUACUUAUCUCCUCCUCCAGAGUCCAGCUGGAGAAGGACAGUGCCCUGGGGGAAUUUCUCUGCAGAGAAGGGGCAGUUGUUUCGACUACCAUCUGCACUUAACAGGACAAGCUCUGACUCUGCCCUUCAUACAAGCGUGAUGAACCCCAGUCCUCAGGACACUUAUCCAGUCCCCACAACUUCCAGCAUCCUGCCCAGCCGACGUGGGGGUUUUCUGGAUGGUGAAAUGGACUCCAAAGUCCCUGCUAUUGAGGAGAACUUGCUAGAUGACAAGCAUUUGCUGAAACCAUGGGAUCCUAAGAAGCUGUCCUCAUCUUCCUCCCGACCUCGGUCCUGUGAAGUCCCUGGAAUUAACAUCUUUCCAUCUCCUGACCAGCCUGCCAAUGUGCCUGUCCUCCCACCUGCUAUGAACACGGGGGGCUCCCUACCUGACCUCACCAAUCUGCACUUUCCCCCACCGCUACCCACCCCCCUGGACCCUGAAGAGACAGCUUACCCUAGCCUGAGUGGGGGCAACAGUACGUCUAAUUUGACUCACACCAUGACCUACCUGGGCAUCAGCGGAGGCCUGGGCCUGGGCCCAGGCUAUGAUGUACCAGGACUUCACUCACCUCUCAGCCACCCAUCCCUGCAGUCCUCCCUAAGCAAUCCCAAUCUCCAGGCUUCUCUGAGCAGUCCCCAGCCCCAGCUCCAGGGUUCCCACAGCCAUCCCUCACUGCCAGCCUCCUCCUUGGCCCGCCAUGCACUGCCCACUUCCUCCCUGGGCCAUCCCUCACUCAGUGCCCCUGCCCUUUCCUCCUCCUCCUCUACUUCAUCCCCUGUUCUGGGUGCCCCCCCUUACCCAGCUUCUACCCCUGGGGCCUCUCCCCGCCACCGCCGUGUGCCCCUCAGCCCCCUGAGUUUGCCCACGGGCCCAGCCGACGCCAGAAGGUCCCAACAGCAGCUGCCCAAACAGUUUUCGCCAACAAUGUCACCCACCUUGUCUUCCAUCACUCAGGGCGUCCCCCUGGACACCAGUAAACUGCCCACUGACCAGCGGCUGCCCCCUUACCCCUAUACCUCCCCAAGUCUGGUUCUGCCCACCCAGCCACCCACCCCAAAGCCUCUACAGCAGCAAGGGCUGUCCUCUCAGGCCUGCUCAGUGCAGCUCUCAGGUGGCCAGCCCCCAGGCAGACAGCCGCACUACGCAACAUUAUACACACCUGGGCCCAGUGGGCACAGGCAGCAGUCUUACCACCGACCAAUGAAUGACUUCAGCCUGGGGAACCUGGAGCAGUUCGGCAUGGAGAGCCCAUCAGCCAGCCUGGUGCUGGAUCCCUCUGGCUUUUCCGAAGGGCCUGGAUUUUCAGGGGGAGAAGGUCCAGUAGGUGGCCCCCAGGAUCCCCACACCCUCAACCACCAGAAUUUGACCCAUUGUUCUCGACAUGGCUCAGGGCCUAACAUCAUCCUCACAGAAGACUCCUCUCCAGGUUUCUCUAAGGAGAUCGCAGCGGCCCUGGCCGGAGUGCCUGGCUUUGAGGUGUCCACAGCUGGGUUGGAACUGGGGCUGGGGCUAGAAGACGAGCUGCACAUGGAGCCGCUGGGCCUAGAAGGGCUCAACAUGCUGAGUGACCCCUGUGCCCUGCUGCCUGACCCUGCAGUGGAGGAUUCAUUCCGCAGUGACCGGCUCCAGUGAGGGACUUCAUCACCAUCCCUUUUCUUGGCCCUGUCCUCCAUCACAGUCCCUUUCCUCCCUUCCCCCUGGCCAGUAGAGACUCUACACUUUGCCCCCAGACCCUCUUUCUAGCAUGAACGAAGAAUUCCAAGAAUGAGAAAAAGCAAGGGGUUUGUGCAGGUUGCUUCUGUAUUCUGCACAAGGGGUGGACCUGGGGGAGCUCAAGGGAGGGCCUAAAGCACUUGUAACUUUGAACCAUUUGUAUGGAUGUCAGAGCCUGUUGGAGAGCAGCGUGUAGAGGGGUGCCCUGGAGGCAAGGCUUGUCCGAAUGCCCAGGGGUGAGCAGCGUCAGCCCCUCCUUACCACUCUUCCCUUUGCAGUGGAGGAGAGAGCCAGAGUGGAUAUUAUUUUUUAUUAAUUAUAUUAUAUGUUAAUAAAAAAACUU
Nycticebus coucang (slow loris) is the source of this 2980-nucleotide messenger RNA. It is a transcript of the gene CRTC2, whose product is annotated as CREB regulated transcription coactivator 2. Gene Ontology annotation, biological process: protein homotetramerization; positive regulation of transcription by RNA polymerase II. The transcript has 14 exons. NCBI's taxonomy places the organism in Eukaryota, Metazoa, Chordata, Mammalia, Primates, Lorisidae. The record is from RefSeq and is a predicted model, not a curated record. The coding region runs from base 412 to 2556 and encodes 714 amino acids. Gene Ontology annotation, molecular function: cAMP response element binding protein binding. Gene Ontology annotation, cellular component: cytoplasm; nucleus.